Molecule: messenger RNA, 2226 nt
Organism: Scleropages formosus (Asian bonytongue)
Lineage: Eukaryota; Metazoa; Chordata; Actinopteri; Osteoglossiformes; Osteoglossidae
Gene: slc18a1
Product: solute carrier family 18 member A1
Exons: 16
Coding region: 346-1866 (506 amino acids)
Biological process (GO): aminergic neurotransmitter loading into synaptic vesicle; xenobiotic transport; transmembrane transport
Cellular component (GO): terminal bouton; synaptic vesicle membrane
Molecular function (GO): serotonin:sodium:chloride symporter activity; xenobiotic transmembrane transporter activity
Source: RefSeq, a predicted model, not a curated record
CAGUCAAUUACCUUCCUGUAUGACGCAGUGUAAGCUCCGUUCAGUUUGUGUGUGUGAGCAGGGCUGGGGGGUGGGGUCAAGCAUCACUACCUUAUGACAAAAGGCUACCCACCCCCCACAGAGGACGGAUCCCUUAAAUACAGGUGGCUAGAGAGAGACACGCACUGACUGACUUGUACCUGGUGUGGACCCACAGGAUCGAUGGCUCCCACUGUCCAUCUUCAGCCGAGCCCAUGUGUUCCGAGGGACUCCGCUGUGCCGUAAUGAAGACAUCAACGUGAGCGGCACUUACAUCUGCCUGGAUUCUCUAUCCAGUUGCCACCAGACCCUAUAGCACUGAGCAGCAUGCCCACUUUCAACGCCAUGGAGUGGCUGAAGGGGAAAAGGGGCUCACCGCGGCUGGUGCUGGUGGUGGUAUGUGUGGCCCUCCUGUUGGACAAUAUGCUGCUGACUGUCGUAGUACCCAUUAUUCCCUCGUUCCUGUACACCACUGAGCACAGCAGACAGGACCUCGCCCCAGCCUCCAACCAGACCCCACGCCCCGAGACUCCCCAGGGGACACCGUUCUCAUCGGUCAUCUCGCUUUACGAUAACACCACCCACAUGUCUGGGAGCCCAGAGACCAACCUUUCUGAAGUCAGCACCAACCAGUCUUCUCCUGCCAGCUGCCUGGAGGACACUGACUUUCUGGAGGAGGAGAAUGUCAGGGUGGGGCUGCUUUUUGCCUCCAAGGCUGUAGUGCAGCUGCUUGUGAACCCUUUUGUGGGCCCACUCACCAACAGGAUUGGAUACCACAUACCGAUGUUUGCUGGCUUUGCCAUAAUGUUUGUGUCCACCAUAAUGUUUGCAUUCUCUGGGACCUACCCCUUGCUAUUUGUGGCCCGUUCUCUGCAAGGAGUUGGCUCCUCUUUCUCCUCGGUGGCAGGCCUCGGAAUGCUGGCCAGCGUCUACACUGAUGACCAUGAAAGAGGUGUUGCCAUGGGUUUCGCUUUGGGUGGACUGGCUAUGGGUGUCCUCAUUGGAGCACCAUUUGGCAGCGUGAUGUAUGAAUUUGUCGGGAAGAGCUCACCCUUCCUUAUCUUGGCCUUCCUUGCUGUGCUGGAUGGAGCUCUACAACUCUGUAUCUUGCAGCCAUCAAAAAUUUCUCCUGGCAGCAUGGAGGGAACCCCCUUGCUGACCCUGCUGAAGGACCCUUACAUCCUCAUCAGUGCAGGUGCUAUAUGCUUCGCCAACAUGGGAGUGGGAAUUCUGGAGCCCACCCUGCCCAUUUGGAUGAUGCAGACCAUGUGCUCUCCCAAGUGGCAAUUGGGUAUGGCUUUCCUACCAGCCAGUAUAUCUUACCUCAUCGGAACAAAUUUGUUUGGCUUGUUGGCCAACAAAAUGGGAAGGUGGCUGUGCUCCAUGAUUGGCAUGCUCAUUGUUGGCAUCAGUUUACUUUGUGUCCCCUUUGCGAAAAAUAUUUAUGGUCUCAUUGGCCCAAAUGGUGGUCUGGGAUUUGCUAUUGGAAUGGUGGACUCCUCCAUGAUGCCCAUCAUGGGGUACCUAGUGGACAUUCGUCACACGUCAGUGUAUGGCAGCGUCUACGCCAUUGCGGAUGUAGCCUUCUGCAUGGGAUUCGCCAUUGGUCCUUCGACGGGAGGUGCCAUUGUGAGAGCCAUUGGAUUCCCCUACCUCAUGGUGAUCAUUGGGAUCAUUAACAUCCUCUAUGCGCCCCUGUGCUGCUUCCUGAGGAGCCCAGCUGCCAGGGAAGAGAAAAUGGCUAUAAUCAACCAGGAGUGCCCUAUGCAUGUCAAGAGCUACAGCACCCAGAAGCCGUAUCGCGAGUUUCCGCUGAGUGACGAGAGUGAAGUGGAGACAGAGGAAUGACCGCAACCUUCACACAAAACACAGCUGCACACACUCAAAAAUGUACAGACACACACAGCACACAUAUACACACCUACAGACACAGAGGUGAUCCAUUGCAGUGGACCCUUUGAGCCAAACUUGUGACACCUGUGCAAAUUCAGAAUGGUGAAAAUGAGUACUUUACAGAGUACGAAACGGGCGCUGCGCUUUGAGAGGGCAGUUGUGGUUUCACACCACGCUUCUGGAUCUGUCACUGGGGCCUGGCUGCCGAUAUGCUGCCAACGUGUCACCUGAUACAUCACGUUAAGCUCAUCUUAGACCAAAAAUGCCAUGAAAAAGAUCCAUUAUUCUGGAACUACAUACUCAUUCCUUUUGCUG